Molecule: messenger RNA, 3318 nt
Organism: Saccostrea cuccullata (small rock oyster)
Lineage: Eukaryota; Metazoa; Mollusca; Bivalvia; Ostreida; Ostreidae
Product: spastin-like
Exons: 16
Coding region: 186-2039 (617 amino acids)
Cellular component (GO): microtubule cytoskeleton
Molecular function (GO): microtubule severing ATPase activity; ATP binding; ATP hydrolysis activity
Source: RefSeq, a predicted model, not a curated record
GAUACCGCAGUGUAACGAUUGCUAAAAUUAGCGACAUUUAGCGCCAUUUUUGCACCAGCCAAUUGUCAAUAAGCAAAAGGGAUUCCUUGCAUGACGUAAAUUUUGUAGGGGUUUUCCAAAUUUUCCCAUGGUUCCACAUAAUAAUAUUGAAAAAUUAUUAUGAAUGUAAACUAUGGCUGCUAAGCAUGAACAGAAAGGGAAAUGGUCGGUUUUUUGGCCGAAAAAGAGGUGAAAACAAGAAUAAAGGACCCCAGCGACAACGAAUACCGUUCUACAGACGAAAUAUUGGCAUAGCAGCUAGUCCAUUGCUGUUUAUUUUCGGUUUGAUUCGUCAACUUGCCUUUCAACUCUGGUUGGUGCUAACGUUGGUUGUAUGCAAGUCUCGAGAUUUGACUCGAGGACAGUGCUAUCGCCGUUUGAGAGCUGACGUCUCGGUGGACGCUGAAGCGGCUAUGACUUCACCAUCCAGGGCCAAGUCGCCCUCCCCCGCAGGACCUUCCCUGAGUCAGCAAAAACAUUAUCAUAGAAAAGCGUUUGAGUACAUUUCAAAGGCGCUAAAAAUAGACGAAGAAGAUGCAGGGAGGAAGGAUCAAGCGAUUGAGAUGUACAAGAAAGGCAUUGACGCUCUCCAGAAAGGCAUAGCUAUAGAGGUUGCCAAUGGCCAGGGUGACUCCUGGGACAAGGCCAGAAGACUACAGGAGAAGAUGAUCACUAAUCUAGUCAUGGCUAGGGACAGACUCGAGGUGUUAGAAAAAGCAUUACUCCUUUCUGUACAAGAAAAUAUUGUGUCCAAUACUGCUGAAAGAUUAGACCCCAACCCAAAUAUCCGUGAGCGUCGUCCAGUCUCCAGGGACACUGAUGUCCAAAGUGAUAGAGCAAAGCCCCCCUCCUUAUCAGGGGAGGUAACCAAGAGAAAAGGUUCUGAUCGCAGAGAGGAGGCAACAGUCAACAGCAAAGUUAACAAGCCUAUUAGACAGAAACCUAUGGCCAUUCACAAAAGCAAUUCCAUUCCCAGAACAAACCCAGGAGGACAGAACAAAAUCAACAGUCCAGCAGCAGCCAGAGAGUAUUAUAAACAGACACCAAGAUUAAACGCACCAGGAAAUAAAAAAAGACCAGAUUUGUCAAAGAUCAAAUUAAAGAAUGUGGACAAAAACAUAGCCGAGACAAUCCUAAAUGAGAUACUGGAUACAGGGCCUGCUGUCACAUUUAAAGAUAUUUCUGGACAAGAGGCAGCCAAAGAAGCCUUACAGGAAAUAGUCAUCCUACCAGCCCUAAGACCAGAGUUAUUUACAGGACUCAGAGCUCCUGCCCGUGGCCUCCUGUUGUUUGGUCCGCCAGGGAAUGGUAAAACUAUGCUGGCAAAAGCAGUUGCCAAUGAAUCCAAUGCAACAUUUUUCAAUAUUAGUGCCUCAAGCCUUACUUCAAAAUGGGUUGGUGAAGGAGAAAAACUUGUUAGAGCAAUGUUUAUUAUUGCAAAAGAGCUUCAGCCAUCAGUUGUGUUCAUGGAUGAGAUUGAUUCAUUAUUGUGUGAAAGAAGAGAAGGUGAAAAUGAUGCUAGUCGUAGAUUGAAGACAGAAUUUCUAGUGCAGUUUGAUGGGGUAUCUGGGAGUGCUGAUGACAAAGUACUUAUUAUGGGUGCAACUAAUAGACCUCAGGAACUUGAUAAUGCUGUUUUAAGGAGGUUUGCUAAAAGAGUUUAUGUAAAGAUGCCUGGAAAAGAGACGAGAAAAGAUAUGCUGAGUCAUCUUCUGUCCAAACAUGGCAAUCCCCUUUCUAGUCAGGAGUUAGACCACAUUGCACAAUUGACGGAGGGCUAUUCAGGUAGUGAUCUUAAUGCUUUGGCAAAGGAUGCAGCUCUUGGUCCUAUAAGAGAUUUAUCAACAAAAGAGGUGAAGACUGUGGAUGCAAAUCAAGUACGGAAUAUUACACAAAAGGAUUUUUUGGAGGCCCUCAAAAGAAUUCGACGAAGUGUCGCACCAGAAAGUUUACAUCAGUAUGAGACUUGGAAUUUAGAAUAUGGAGCUGUUGGUGUAUAAAGGGUGUAGGAAUUUAAUUUUUUUUAUAAUUUACAUUCCAGACUUGCAAUUUUUUCCAUUUCCAUUUGUAUCAUUUAAGUCAUAACUCAUGAGCUGUCUGUACUUGAAAAUCAGAAUUCAAGACUUUUUAAGGUACAUCAGUACCUUUCUAUGCAUUUGUAUAUUAUGUAUUAUGAAGUGCUUUAAUUUUUGUAAAUCAUGUUAAUGACAUCCUUUUUGAGAACUUACAAUUGUAAAAUAAGAUUGUCUUACAAGGGCAUUAACCGUAAUAACAAAUUUACCGAGACCUCAUUUGAUAAGUACAUGUAUAAAAAAACCAUUUGGUUCAGUAACACUACAUGCAUUCAUAUCGGUGUACACUUAAGUAAGAAUAUGGUUACAAGAAUUUUACUAAUUGUGUUUAUUUUAUAAUCCUUUACAAACUUGAAUGAGAAUGAAAAUAAAUUGCUUUCAAACCUAGUAACAAUGCAGAAACCAUGGACUAGAGAUAACAAGUUUGUCAAGAGUUUUUUGAAAUAUGAUCUCACACUUACAAGUGUGGCUUAAUAAAAAGUAGAUCAUAAGGCCAUCUUUAAAAUAAUAUUUACUUGCCCUCUCCCGACUGAAGGUGAAUUUAUUGGGUUGGUAAUGGUACAUGUAUAUAGGUGGGGAAUUUUUUUUUCCAGAAAAUUUCAACAUAUUUGUUGACUGGAUAAGAGGAAUAAAAAAAAGAAUAUUGUGUCUUGGAAUGGAAAAAAAAGUUUUGAGUUGAACUACCUGGUAUAUUUUGUCAGUCUGUCAGGAGAGGACAAUGAAACUUUUUUUUUAAGAUGGUCUGAAAAAUUUAAAUAAAAAUUGUUAUUUUAAGUAUUUUGCAGAAUUUUUGAAUUCAAUUUUUUAGCAAUAAUUGUGAAUAUAUAAAAUUCUUUAGAAUAUGUAUAGUGUGUCAAAUUCAGUUUAACAUGUAUUUUGGUUUUUAUGAAUUUAUCUCUUAUAUACACUUCCUAAUUUUUCAGAAUUCUGAACAUACAUGUAUAUAUAUCACUAUUAUCAGUGUACAAUAUGAAAGUAGGCUACUGCCAAACAGCUACUUAACAUCUAGUUCCUUGGUGUUGUCAUUUUAUUUCAAUUUGUAAAACCUCCAUUCAAGAAUUGCAUGUAUGAUGAUGUUUUGUGAAAUGCAUGACUGCUGAUAAUGGUAUUCUGUCAUUAAUUGUUUUAUUGACAGGAACAUUUAAAUUACUUGUUUCAUUUUGUUAUGAUUUUGAAGCAUUUAGAAUAAACUGUUAUAUGUUCUUAA